Molecule: messenger RNA, 1217 nt
Organism: Chrysochloris asiatica (Cape golden mole)
Lineage: Eukaryota; Metazoa; Chordata; Mammalia; Afrosoricida; Chrysochloridae
Gene: ACTG2
Product: actin, gamma 2, smooth muscle, enteric
Exons: 8
Coding region: 25-1155 (376 amino acids)
Biological process (GO): vascular associated smooth muscle contraction
Cellular component (GO): cytoplasm
Source: RefSeq, a predicted model, not a curated record
CUUGUUUGCUCGGCCACACUCACCAUGUGUGAAGAGGAGACCACUGCACUCGUGUGCGACAAUGGCUCUGGCCUGUGCAAGGCUGGUUUUGCCGGAGAUGAUGCCCCCCGGGCCGUUUUCCCAUCCAUUGUGGGUCGCCCACGCCACCAGGGUGUAAUGGUGGGAAUGGGCCAGAAAGACAGCUACGUUGGGGAUGAAGCUCAGAGCAAGCGCGGGAUCCUAACUCUCAAAUAUCCCAUCGAGCAUGGCAUCAUCACCAACUGGGAUGACAUGGAGAAGAUCUGGCACCAUUCCUUCUACAAUGAGCUGCGGGUAGCACCUGAGGAACAUCCCACCCUGCUCACUGAGGCUCCCCUAAAUCCCAAGGCUAACAGGGAGAAGAUGACGCAGAUCAUGUUUGAAACCUUCAACGUCCCUGCCAUGUAUGUUGCCAUUCAAGCUGUGCUCUCUCUCUAUGCCUCUGGACGUACAACAGGCAUUGUCCUGGAUUCAGGGGAUGGUGUCACCCACAACGUCCCCAUCUAUGAAGGCUACGCACUGCCCCAUGCCAUCAUGCGCCUUGAUCUGGCUGGCCGCGACCUCACGGACUACCUCAUGAAGAUCCUCACAGAGAGAGGCUACUCCUUUGUGACCACAGCUGAGCGAGAAAUUGUCCGAGACAUCAAGGAAAAGUUGUGUUAUGUGGCCCUAGAUUUUGAGAAUGAAAUGGCCACAGCAGCCUCCUCAUCCUCCCUGGAGAAGAGCUAUGAACUGCCUGAUGGGCAAGUCAUCACCAUUGGCAAUGAGCGUUUCCGCUGCCCUGAGACCCUCUUCCAGCCUUCCUUUAUUGGCAUGGAGUCAGCUGGAAUUCAUGAAACAACCUACAAUUCCAUCAUGAAGUGUGACAUCGACAUCCGUAAGGAUUUAUAUGCCAACAACGUCCUGUCUGGGGGAACCACCAUGUACCCCGGCAUUGCUGACAGGAUGCAGAAGGAGAUCACAGCCCUAGCCCCCAGCACCAUGAAGAUCAAGAUUAUUGCUCCCCCAGAACGGAAGUAUUCUGUCUGGAUCGGAGGCUCCAUCCUGGCUUCUCUCUCCACCUUCCAGCAGAUGUGGAUCAGCAAGCCCGAAUAUGAUGAGGCAGGGCCUUCCAUUGUCCACAGGAAAUGCUUCUAAAAUCAGAACAGAUUCUCUCCAGACUGCUCUGUUACUGAUCACAAGGCAUUAAAACCUGUAAG